UUGCAGGUCCCGACAACAAGUCAGUGCAAUGUUCAAAAAGUGGGGGAAAAGAAGUUUGUAAAAAAAAAAGAUUGACACACGUGCGCAUGCGCAAACGAUAUCCACUUCCGCGCAAACAACGCCUAAUCUUUAGGAAAAAAAUACAGUUGUACAAGAUAACAAGCAAUCAAAAUUAGUUUGGCUCUUUUGUUUACGUGUUCAUUUGCUGCUUAAUCCUUAAACCAGUUCUCAGUUGUCGUCGUUGAAAUUCCCCCAAGGAAUAAGAAUUAUUCACAGUCCGUUUCUUGCCAUGGUGAAAUUGACUCGUUUUAGGGGCGGAUCUGUCUUAUUGCGCGUUGUCCGUCAGUCACAUGGCCCACAUACGGCUGAGUCAAUGACGGGCCCACCUUUGGUGAAACUGAAAACCAGUGGGCCGCAAGCGAGCGCCUCUGGGGAAAGUGGUCCUUCCUCUGGUCUUGUCCCGGUCGCUCGAUGCAGAAUCCUCCUCAGCAGCAGUCUCACUUCGCUCAUCGCCACGCAGGCCCCUCUCCGAGCAGGAGAAGCGGCAGCAAAACGGGCCAAAAUCCAACGCGAGUGUUAAAUUUAAAACUUCUUGUACUUCAAUUGUGAAUUGAUUACGCCACCGCCCCCCCGCCCCGCGAGAUCCUGUUGCAUUAUCACUCGUUCGUGCAUCAUUUAAUCACCAAUCCACCGAAUUACACAGAAUUAGUAGCAGUGUGCCACAUGCUAUAGCCAACUGGUAACACUGUUAACUGUUGUGAAUAUUUGUUCACACCGAGGCUCUGCUUACUUUUUGGCUUUGACGUGAUAGCGCUUCCACAAAAGUGGCUGAGACAGGGAAUUACGGACAGAAGCAUAAUCAACUGCGUUGGACAUCGGGAGACAUGCCGUCGUAUUGGCCGAGUGUUGUCGUAAUGUUGCGUGACGAGCACGGCGCAUUGCGGGGCGCCCUCCCUUUCGUCCAUCUGCUUAUACUGGACGUCCUUUUAUUUUUAGUAUUUGCGAUGGGAGAGUGUGUCAAGUGUGUAGGAAACAAGAAGACUGCUCUCAGCUUUCAUCUGGCAGCCGCUCCCCUUGGCGCCGCAGCGCUCCCCUCUUCAGUACGAGUGGGGCCGCUGAGCGUUGGCGCGCCAUGAAUAGACGUGCGCUGGCAUCGGAGCCGGAACCGAAAAGCAUCCAUUUGUGCUUUGCCUUUCACGCAGAACCCAGCGAAGGCAGGAUGUUGCUUCAAUUGGCUGCGCUUUCACGCAGCAUCCUGCUAUCACAUUAAGUCAUCACUCAUCGGGGAACCAUUAUUUAUAGUGCACACACUUAUUUAUUGUGUUUGGUCACUAUUUUCCUUAAUAUGAGCAAAAAGAAAUCAUCCAAAUAAAACAUAAAUGUGAACAAAUGUAUACGUAUACAUAUAUUGCCCGAUCAAGAACCGGAUCUCGCCAUCCGAUUUCGGCCGGCUGACUGUCGCCAAGGCGAUCAGUGUUUUGGGUGCGCUAAUAAGGGUCAUGACCUCACGCCUCAGAAACAGAGACAUUUUUCAUUUUUUGGGGGGGAUGGGGGGAGCCUGGCUACAACAUGCGAUGCAAAGGAACACAAGACGAGACCUGCCGGCUCGUUUUUCCACUAAUUGCAAUUCGUUUGAUUGUAUUUGUUUCUAUGCCGUCAAAAUAUGUCUUUAAGUGAAACCGUCCAUCCAUCCAUUUUCCGAGCCGCUUCUCCUCACGAGGGUCGCGGGCGCGCCGGAGCCUAUCCCAGCUGUCAUCGGGCAGGAGGCGGGGCACACCCUGAACUGGUUGCCAGCCAAUCGCAGGGCACAUACAAACAGACAACCAUUCGCACUCACAGUCACGCCUACGGGCAAUUUAGAGUCUCCAAUUCAUGCAUGUUUUGGGGAUGUGGGAGGAAACCGGAGUGCCCGGAGAAAACCCACGCAGGCACGGGGAGAACAUGCCAACUCCACACAGGCGGGGCCCGGGGAUUGAACCCGGGUCCUCAGAACUGUGAGGCUGACGCUCGAACCAGUCGGCCUGCGUGAAACCGGCUCUUGCCGUUCAACCGCGGUCGUAAUCUACCUUCCCGUGUUCUUCGCCAGCAAAACACGACGUGAACGGCAACAGAACCACGCCGCCGUUCCCAGAAGACACGCAGAUGGUCGUUUUCGGGAUGGGCUGUUUCUGGGGGGUGGAGAGGAAGUUUUGGCGUCUGAAAGGCGUUUAUUCCACUCAGGUGGGCUACGCCGGAGGGUACACGCCCAACCCCACCUACCAGGAAGUGUGCUCGGGCAUGACGGGCCACGCCGAGGUGGUCCGGGUGGUCUUCCAUCCAAACCAGGUUUCCUUGGCCAAUCUGCUCAAGAUCUUUUGGGAAAGCCACGACCCAACGCAAGGUAUGCGUCAGGGCAACGACGUGGGUACGCCGUACCGCUCGGCUAUCUACGCCUGCGCCCAGCAGCAGCUCGAGGAGGCGCUCGCGUCCCGAGAUCACUACCAAAAGGUUCUGACGGAAGAAGGUUUCGGAAGCAUCACAACAGAGAUUGCGGAAAGCAAACCCUUCUACUACGCGGAAGACUACCACCAGCAGUACCUGAGCAAGAACCCAGGCGGCUACUGCGGCCUGGGCGGGACUGGAGUCUCCUGUCCAAUAGGAAUCAAGGAGAAGGCUUAGACGGCCAAUCGCAGCUCAGGAUCAUCACGCUUGCUCCAAAACGAUUAACUCCGGUUUUUUUGUUGCAUUUUAUGGGGAACAACACAAUCUACUCGGAUUGGAGCUACUGUAGAUCUCACCUUCACAAAUGAAUACCUUUGAGCAUGUUGUACAACUGUGCACAUCCGGAAAAUUUAAUAAAAUAUGCAUCAUUGAUUCAAAACAUUA
Phycodurus eques (leafy seadragon) is the source of this 2865-nucleotide messenger RNA. RefSeq names its product methionine sulfoxide reductase Aa (gene msraa). Gene Ontology annotation, biological process: cellular response to oxidative stress. The coding region runs from base 2143 to 2658 and encodes 171 amino acids. The record is from RefSeq and is a predicted model, not a curated record. Lineage: Eukaryota; Metazoa; Chordata; Actinopteri; Syngnathiformes; Syngnathidae. Gene Ontology annotation, molecular function: peptide-methionine (S)-S-oxide reductase activity. Gene Ontology annotation, cellular component: cytoplasm. The transcript has 6 exons.